AAUAAUAAUAAUUGUGUAGACUAUCAUAGAAUUUCAUUGACGGAAAUAAGGCAUUCAUUAUAGAACACUUACGGAAAAUUUAACUCGAGCUUUUAUUUUUAUCUUCAUUGUACCGGACUUUCCUUAAGUCAUUUAACGCUCCUACAGUAUUGAAAUUAUAUUCUAAUCUAACAAUAAGUAUGUUGAGUAUGGCUGAACUAGGCAGACUAGACAGACACUAGACUACAAAAUAAAAACGCAUCUGUACAUACGUACAGUACACUGACGCUGAUCAAAUACUACUUUCCCUAUCUGUGGAACUUAAACGUUCGCUUCUUCAUACUUCACGUAUCUAUACGUAUAAAUAGUACGACGCCUGCAUACAUAUGGGCACGUGUCCGGCGAUGGACAUCGGUAGGUUUGCAUGAACGGCGCGAUGGUGAUUUCCCGUCUUCUCGAUAGGAAAAUCCACGCAAAGUAUGCGCAAAUACACGUGGAACGGAGGACGCAGAGCCCAAUGAGUGUACGCGGAGAUGUUAAUAUCACGGCGAUACGUCAUCGAUGCAUAAUAUUUGCCUUGCGUUUAUUGGAAAUAGAAUGGCUCGUAGAAACCGAGUGGAUUUUCCCUAUAGGGGAAGAACGAUUACAAGAGGAAAUAACGCGAAACCGUUGACUCGUCCCGCAUCCCGAGCGUACGUGUUCGCGCGUCGUCUCAUAGUCCCGUGGAUCGUGGGCACGCGUCUGCUGGGAAAAGUGAGAGAACGGUCCGCGGUUGGGGUAUGCGCGACCUCCAACAAUUAUGUAUAAUACGUAAUGCGAGUCCUGCGUGUAGAGGAGCGAACGGCGCGAGAUCGGUUCAGUCUUUCUUAAAACAUCGUCCGCUUUGGACGGUCCCAGGCCGGAAUCGGUAGACGGGCGUGUAACCGGUUGAAACGAUCGAGGCAUCCCCAGUAACUCGGGCUUGCGCGAUCUUACUUUCUCGUAGUUACGAUUCUGACGAAAUCGUGUCGCGAUAUUGUCAUGUGCUUAGAUCGAAGAUGAAUCGUCGAGGAGCGAUUUUGUUUCCGACGGUAUUCGUUCUGCUGCUCGCCGUUCGUUUGUCUAAACAGGGAACGGUAAUAACGGCCCACCGUGACGUGCCUGUCGUGGACACCGACGCGGAGCUGACUGCGGACGAAUUCGAUCCGGCGACACAUCCUUGUCGGCGAAAUUGUGAAAACGAUGCGCCGCCGAUGGAAUGUCAUUACACUUUUACGUUGGAGGAUUACCAUACGAUGAGCAAAGCGUGUUACGAUUGCCCGUACAAUCUGACGGACUGCGAGCGUCCACACUGUAUUCCCGCGAAUGGCUUCUCGAGAUCGAUUCUGGCGGUCAACCGGCAAAUGCCCGGGCCGUCCAUCCAAGUCUGCCAAGGGGACAGAGUGAUCGUCGACGUGAUAAAUCUGUUGUAUACGGAGAGUACGACGAUACACUGGCACGGACAACAUCACGUCCAAACGCCGUACAUGGACGGGGUACCUUACGUGUCGCAAUGUCCGAUUUCCCCUGGUUCUACUUUUCGGUACGAUUACCUCGCCACGGAGGCCGGCACUCAUUUCUGGCAUUCCCAUUCCGGGUUCCAACGAGGCGACGGUGUCUACGGCGCGCUGAUCGUACGUUCGCCUCCGAGAUCGAAUUGGCACGAUGGCUUGUACGACUUCGACGAGCAUAACGUCCUGAUCACGGAUUGGACUCAUCGGCUUGGAAUAGACAAAUUUUUAAAUCAUCACCACGCCGGCGGAGACAACAAACCACCGAGCAUACUGAUCAACGGUCUGGGUCGUUAUCACAGCGAUGAGAGCAACGUGUCCGCGAUCAUGCCCAUCGCUACGUUCACAGUUAAACCGGUAAGCCGUCGCGCGUUACACCUACCACGCAGUUAUUCGUUGCGACGCGGAAAUCCAUCCGAUUCGUACGAUAAAAUAAUAGUUGAAAUGCAUUCCCUUGAACAGAACGCGAGAUACAGAUUCAGGCUGAUCAACGCGGAGUUCCUUAAUUGCCCGAUCGAAUUGUCGAUCGAUAAUCAUACCAUGCUAGUGAUCAGCUCGGACGGACGCGACAUCGAACCCGUCGAAGCCGAUUCUUUGGUGUCCUACGCUGGCGAAAGAUUCGAUUUUGUGAUCGAGACGAAUGGGACGGUAGAUAAUUAUUGGAUGCGAUUUCGCGGGCUGAUGGACUGCGACGAGAGAUUCACGAAGGCCUACCAAGUAGCUGUGCUGCGAUACGAAGGUGCCGUUGAACGAGACCCGAACGGUACGGUCACGUACGAACCGGAGUCGAAUAAUUCUAACAGGCGGCGAGUGAACGCUUUGAACGAGGGUACAGAGACGAACGCGAGCAUCAGCAUACCGUUGUUAAAAUCUAUGGACGAAAACGACGAGUCGAAUAGGCAAUCGCAACCGGAUUAUCAGUUUUACGUGUCUUACGACUUUUAUAAGAAGGAUAAUCCCCAUUUCCAUCGUAAGAAUCUUUAUGGAUUCUAUCAAGUGAACGAAUCGAAACGAGUGCUCACUCCUCAGUUGAAUCACAUUUCAAUGAAACUGCCACCCGUGGCCUUGUUGCCUCAGAGGGAUUUCGUCGAUUCGGAUCGAUUUUGCAACGCGAGCAGCGUGCGAACACAAGACUGCGAACGAGAUUACUGUACCUGCACUCACGUGCUCCGAGUAAAACUCGACAGCGUGGUGGAAAUCGUUCUGGUAGACGAAGGUUUCGCAUACGACGCGAAUCAUCCGUUCCAUCUGCACGGUUAUCAGUUUCGCGUGAUUGCAAUGGAGAGAGUCGGUAAAAAUAUUACCGUAUCGAGGGUAAAGGAGUUGGACGAAACGGGGGCGAUACGGAGGAACCUUGACCGCGCUCCGUUAAAAGACACGGUAACGGUGCCUGACGGCGGUUACACUAUUCUACGGUUUCACGCCAAUAAUCCAGGUUACUGGCUGUUCCAUUGUCACAUCGAAUUCCACGCGGAGGUCGGCAUGUCGUUGAUUUUUAAAGUCGGCGAAAACGAAGACAUGUUACCAGUGCCGCAAAAUUUUCCUACGUGCGGUAAUUGGCAACCCGAGGAGUCGUCGCAUAUCGAGCAAAGCAAGAACGUCAGCUGGAUAUCGACGAUCCAAGAAAAAGGAAUGGAGAAAAGCACGAACGAUACAAAGGACGAAAUCAGCGAAAACAGUGUGGAGCAAUUCGUAAGAUUGUUACCGGAAAUUUUGAAGACGUUCAAAAUCUCAGGGUGGAACAGUAGCAGCAGCACAUGGAACAGCGUCCCAUACUUUCUGCUUUCGUUUUGCUGUUUGUUGUGCGUGGUUAACGAAUUCGUGUGAAAUUUAUUUUCUUACGCUCGUUUUGUACGUGAACUAUGUAUUACCUACGCGUAUGCCUACUGUAUGAUUAAUACGAUUAAGAUACGCGGACAUUCAUCUAUUUAUGUGUAUUGUACAUACUAUCGCAAUGAAAUUCACACUAUGUACUAUGUAUACGUAUAGUAUACAUAUGGCAAUGAUGCGCGACCGUGACUCUACCGAAUGAAAAUAAGUACACAUAUGUAGGAUUGCUUUAUCUUAUGUAAAUAUCAGUUUUUCUACGGGAAAUAUCGAAUUUGUUUAGUGGGAUCCGUAAUUCAUCAAGAUUCGAGGCAACGAAAACUUGAUAAUAAUAAUCUACCUCGGUACGCGCGCACGGAUGUUACGACUGUAUGGUAAUUGACAUCCGCGUGCUUUAAUGCAGGAUUUGCGCUAUUCGCAGCAGGAUCGAUCUGUACCAGUUCCGUUAGUCAUCUUGCCAAUCAUUGCCGUAAUCUUUAUUCCAUACCAUCAUUACUAUUUUAUAAUCUUUAUUCUAUAUUAUUAUUUUAUUACUACGGCACAGAUUUUGCUGGCUUCUGACGUCUCAGUAAAAUACGUAGCCGGUACGGUUGGUCCUGAUAUGGAUAGUGCUGAUCCACCUUAGUUCGUGCGUUAUCUGUAAUGUAAAUAAGUCACGAUACGCGAGGAAUAUCGGGAACAAGAAAACGAACGAUUCCCUUUCGUGCUUCGUUCCCACGUACGUAUCUACAGAUGUAUGUACGUAGUUACAUAACAAGUGUAUAUACUUACUGAAGUGCAAUAAGAGGAAACGUUGAGUUUAAACGUCGAAUUGUUUAUUCUCGAAUGGAAUCACUGUGUGAUCUGAAUGUGUGCAAAUCGUUAAACGAAUCGAUUUUUAUCGGAGUCUUUUAAAAAAGAAGAGAACGAAGGUUGGCGAAUGAUUGCAGUCGUGGCCACCACCGUUUUCGUUUAUCGAAUUAUUUUUUAUUUCCUUCUAAUAGUUCGACAUAUGUAUAUUUUCAAGAAACGUUUGUACAUACUGCGAUGUAUAAUAAUACUAUUCGUUUAUUUCUGAUGCGCGUACAGGGUAACUAACAAUUUAUUGAUGGAUGAACUUUAUUUAACGUAAUCGUACAUAUUAUUCGAUACAAGAGUAUGGAAAUAUCUUUGUAGAAGUGCGAGCCAAGUCUGUUUUCUUCCACAGUUAAAGAGGCUCGUAAAUGUCGUACCUGACUCGUUUAAAAACUAUUUUUAUAUAUGCAUAAAAAUGUAAAGUUACAAUGAAAUCACCGUGUCGUCCAAAUGCGAAAGUCCAACGAGCAUCCUAGCCUGAUUGUUUCGUCCUUGAAAUACUUGGGUCGAUUGAAAGAUCCGUGGGUCCGUUACCUGAAAAAUGAGAAAUCGCUAAAGAAACGUUGAUCGAGGAAGGAAAUCGUAGGCCAUAGCCUUUAUGUCAUACAUGAAUCUAUGUACUUAGGUAGACCAAUUAUAAAUUUGUAUGCUUCAUUCGCAAUUCGUAACAAAACUACACAGUGAGUGGAAAGUCGGAGACCACGGCCGAGACUUUUCCACCACAAACACACGUAUAUUAUAGCCGGACAUUUUCAUAUUCGUCACAUCGCGCACGUUUCACUUAGAAAUAAAAUAAAAAUAACGCAUAAUCAAAGCUGUAAUUGCGACGACAGACACCAGAAAAUAAAUACAAAAAAUCAA
Molecule: messenger RNA, 5030 nt
Organism: Ceratina calcarata
Lineage: Eukaryota; Metazoa; Arthropoda; Insecta; Hymenoptera; Apidae
Product: laccase-1
Exons: 10
Coding region: 1017-3335 (772 amino acids)
Biological process (GO): iron ion transport
Cellular component (GO): plasma membrane
Molecular function (GO): oxidoreductase activity; copper ion binding
Source: RefSeq, a predicted model, not a curated record